Portunus trituberculatus (swimming crab) is the source of this 2451-nucleotide messenger RNA. Its product is annotated as BTB/POZ domain-containing protein 9-like. The transcript has 10 exons. The record is from RefSeq and is a predicted model, not a curated record. NCBI's taxonomy places the organism in Eukaryota, Metazoa, Arthropoda, Malacostraca, Decapoda, Portunidae. Gene Ontology annotation, molecular function: protein binding. Bases 167 to 1651 code for a protein of 494 amino acids.
CCGUCCUCCACUCCAUGACCCCCGCAGCAGCCGCAGGACGCUACACACCACCUUUGUUUACUUGUGAUCUCGCUCUCUGCCUUACUGUAUCCUUCUAUUACCUGCUCGUCACCAUUUCUCCAUCCAUUAAGUUGAGGCAUCACUCACCGCUCUGCUGGCCUUCAGGAUGGGGACACGGGUAGCUGGUGGUCUCCACUUCUCUGACAAGUCCUUAGUGGGGGUGUCAAGACUUCUUGAGGAUCUGCAGCACCUGUUGGAGGAUAAGGACUCUGCUGAUAUAAUAUUUGUCAUCGGACGGGAGGAAACACACAUAGCUGCUCACAAGCUUAUCCUGAAGGCCAGAUGCAAAAGUUUUGUGGAGGCGUCCGGUGGAGAGGUGUGUGUCAUUCCCGGCAGCACAGUGACUCCUGGCAGCCCCCACACCACAAUCCGCCUGCCCCAGUACCAGCCGGUCAUUUUCCGCCAGGUCAUUAACUACAUCUACACUGGCAAGGUUGUAAUGAGUGACAGUGGAGUGUUUGAAGUGCAUGGAGUGGCUCAUGACCUUGGGCUGGAGGAACUCUGCCAGCAUUGUGAGGACCACAUUGCCACCACCAUGACACCUCACAAUGCUUGCACCUUCCUCAUGGCUGCCCUCAAGAUGGAGCAGCGCACAGGAGGGAGCAAGGGGAGCCGUUCCUUUGUGGACCGCUGUGUGGCAUACAUUGGUGAGAAUGCACUUGAGUGUAUGCAGACAUCCUCCUUCCUAAACCUGUCCCGGGAAGCACUCAUACGACUGAUCUCAUCUGAUAAUCUAGCUCUGGAGGAGGAGGACGUGUGGCGAGGGGUCCUUAACUGGGCUAAGUAUGGUGCAGGUGUUGCGCAGCCCACGGCUCACUGGACAGAGGAAGAGAGGUUGCGUGUGUGUCAGCAGCUGCAGGGUGUCAUUAAUCAUGUUCGACUCCUGCUCAUUGACAGUCAGGUGUUUGCGGAGGAGGUGGAGCCGACAGGAGCAGUGCCUAUGGAGCUUUCCCUGGAGAGGUAUCGCUAUGCUGCUCUUCCCAAUAAGUUCAAGGAUAACUCAACCAAUGAGGACAAACGACUUCAACCCAGAGUGUCCCUAAAGUUGUUUGCUGGCUCACAGAUACUGAUCAAUGAGAAGAUGUCCCUCCAGCGCAUCCUUAACAACUGGUACGGCGUCAACAAACAGAUGUGGCGCCUGGUGUACCGGGCAUCAACUCACGGCUACUCGGCUGAUGCCUUCCACCGCCACUGUGAUGGUGUGGCACCCACCUACACAAUUGUCAUGGGUCAGCAUGGAGAGAUUUGUGGAGGGUUUAGUGAUGUCCCUUGGGGCAAGACGACCAUGAAGGGGAGAUACGUCGCUUCGGACAAAGCUUUCCUUUUCACCCUUGUCAACAACCAGGACAUCCCUCCUACAAAAUUUCCCGUCAUUAAGAAGAUGUUUGCCAUCUGCUACCAUCCAGAUUGUGGCCCAAUCUUUGGUGCUGGGGCUGACCUCUUCAUUGCUGGGAACUGCAACCAAAACCUUGAGAGUUACUCCAACCUGCCACACUCAUAUGAUGGUGAAAAUGCUUCCUGCAAUACUCUGAUGAGUGACUACAACUUCACAGUGCUAGACUAUGAGGUGUUCUCUCCUUAUGGAAAGUGAAGUGUUACUCAGAAGGAAGUGAUUGAUGUUUGGAUAUUUGUGGCUGCCCUGGAAGGAAAGUAAUGGAGCAUGAGAAAUGUGUUGCUGUCUAAGGGAAAAAAAGGAGAGACAGAUAUUCAUUGCAUGUUGAGACAAUCCUACCACUGCACAUAAUUGCUGGAGUGUCACAGUCUGUGAUCGUGGAAAAUGUUUCUAUGUGCAAUAUUUCAUCCUUUUGAUGAAGUUAUUCUUAUUGUUCAUUCUGACAUGGCUGUCACUACAAUCUCUUUUAUAUUUGUUUUUUAUGUGUUUGUUCUAUUGUUCUAUUGUUAGUACAAUGAUUCAGUGUCUUUCUGAAUAUGUUUAUCCAAUAUUUUACAUUAAAAUAACAAAUAGGCAGACAUUUUCAUCGUAACUUAGAUGAGAACUGAUUACUACUUAGAUGGUUGUAAAUACUGACUUAUGUCUGUUCAUGUUAACUUGUGACUGAAUUCCUUAUCUUUCCCUCAUGAUGUAUGUUAUUGUGAAGUGAUGAGCAAAUCCUGACUGUCCCUUCUUGAUUCACUCACUCAAUGCUUAUUUAGAAGAGGAAGCAGCUCAUGGAUUGUCCCAAGGCUCUCAAGGAAGGAAGGAAGGAUGGUAGAGAUUUUGUGUUUACAUAAUUAGUGAAAAGCUUCUAGACAUCAGUUUGUUUCUCCGAAUUGUUGUAAAAAUAUAUAAUUAAGGUUUUACAGUUUGAUUUAUAUAUAGCAAAGCUUAGUUCAGAAGGUUGUUAUAUUUGUUGAUUUAUUUAAAAAAUAUAUUGUGUAGUAUCAAGUCCA